Linnemannia hyalina is the source of this 729-nucleotide messenger RNA. Lineage: Eukaryota; Fungi; Mortierellomycota; Mortierellomycetes; Mortierellales; Mortierellaceae. The record is from the annotation of a GenBank genome assembly.
AUGGUCCGCAAUUCGACAAUCCCCGUCUACUCGCUCCGUAGACAGAUGCUCCGCAUGUCCUGGAACAAGUACAACCUCUUCAACACCACCCAGCGUGCCCGUGUCCCCAACGUGGCCAACAAGACCCUCUACCAACAGAAAUGGGCCUCCAAGAAGGACACCCGCUCCUACCACGGAGACCAAAUCACAGAGCGUCAGUGGCAGUCCAUGUUCAAGACUCGCCUCCCUACCGCCAACACCAAGGUCGGAGGUGUCGAGCCUCAUCCUCCAGUCUUUUCGUUGACCUUUGCCGAGAUGGAGAGGCGUCUGGAUUUCAUUGUCUUCAGGAGCAACUUUGCCCCCUCCAUCUAUGCUGCCCGUCAGCUCGUUGGACACGGCAAGGUUACUGUCAAUGGCAAGCCUAUGCCCUACCCCUCCCACCGUGUCACAGAUGGAGAUAUCAUUCAGGUCGACCCCACAUCCGUCUCAACUUUGAAGAAGACUGCACCAAAAGAGGGUGAAGAAGAAGCUGGAGCAGCAGUGACAAAGUCACCCAUGGAGUUUGUCCCCAAGCCCUUCUCCCAGCCCUUCCUCUUCGUCCCCGACUACCUCGAGGUCAACUAUAACACCUGCUCGACCUGCUUCUUGCGCUCGCCCAUCUCCCGUCCCGGAAAGACCGAGAUCCCAAGUCCCUUCCCACCACAGAUGCAUGCCUUGGCAUACGAGUUCUACGCCCGUAACCGGAAGUAA